Molecule: messenger RNA, 4644 nt
Organism: Monosiga brevicollis MX1
Lineage: Eukaryota; Choanoflagellata; Craspedida; Salpingoecidae
Exons: 19
Coding region: 211-4644 (1477 amino acids)
Biological process (GO): protein phosphorylation
Molecular function (GO): protein binding; ATP binding; protein kinase activity
Source: RefSeq, a predicted model, not a curated record
GACACGCUCAUUGCCAAGCGCAAGUCCCUCAACUUGCUUUCAGCCUGGGAGCUACCGCUGCAAGAUCUCGUGCUAGGGGAUCGAAUUGGCGCUGGCAGUUUUGGUGAUGUGCGCCGGGGCACCUUGAAUGAUCGACCAGUGGCGGUCAAGACGCUCAAGCCUACGGAGCACAAACAGCUGAAGCAGGACUUUUUCAACGAGGCCGACAUCAUGAAAAACCUCAAGCACAAAAAUAUCCUAAGCUUGAUCGGUAUUGUCAUGAACAAGACCCACAACAUUAUUGUCAUGCCAUUGGUACCUGACGGCAAUCUUCAAGACUUGUUGCGGAGUGCACGCUUCACCAACAGGAUAUGGUUAUGCUCAAGGUGGAGAUUGCUCGUGAGGAUCAUCGCAGGUAUUGUUGCCAACGUCUGCUUGGCACUGUGUCAGCUGCGUUGCUGCCAAUUGCUUCCAAGUCUCAUGGUACAACUUCAUGACUGGAGUAGCCGACCUCGAGCAUCUACCGACGGCAGCUUGUCCAAGAACGUGAGCCGAACAUCAUCCACCAAUAGCAUUCAGGCGCCCUUUACACAUUUCAUGUCAACGCUAGGCAUGCGCUCGAGUGCUGCUUCGCUCGACCUCGAUCAAGCCGCAGCUUUGUUUGUGUUCCACGAAGACCUUGACCAAUGCCCUUGGUACCACGGCAUCCGGCCCAUCAAGAAUAUCAAAGAGGGCGUUCACAUGCUGUCAAUUGUACGCCGUGUGCUCAUCGCAUGCGUCUGGUACCUACAACAGGUCCCGGUGCACAUCACUUUGACGACGCAACCCGACGGCACCAUACGAUUCAAGGAUCAGCAAUAUGCCGGCUUGCCCCACUUUCUCAAAGCUUGCAUCGAGCAACCCAUCGAACUCAAAGUUGAUGGCCAAAUUAUUACGCUUCGUCGUGGGAUCAAGAUGGAACAGGAUGAUGAUGUACCGUCCAUGUCCAAGGCACACCCCUUGUUGCAUGACGUUGCCGAGGAAGGAGAGGAUGGCGAGGGCUCCGGAGAGGCACCUCUUGAGCCACCACCACAAGCGCGCCCGCGUCGCAUGCCGCCGCCACCACCUCCACCACAAGUCCAACAUCAAGCGCACCAUCAGACACCGCCGCCGCCACCACCUGCCAAGCCUUCCUUUAAGCCAACAGGCGGCGAGGCGCGUCGACCAGCGCCGCCGCCGCCGCCACCCAAACCAGCCAAGCCAAGAACACUUUCUGACCACGGGUCUCCAGUCCUUGCCCGCGAGGUACCCGAACCUCCCCACGAUGUGUCCUCUCAGGAAUCGAGUGUGGGCGAAGAGGCUAUGGCCAACGAUUUGAGCGAAGACGAUGAGGGCGAAGAUAUUCAGCCACCAGAGGAUAUGCCUGAAGCUGUCGUUGUCAUGCUUUCGGAGAAGGCUGUGGCCUUGAUGGGCUCAAGCAAGGGACACGAUCCCGUGGCGUCGGAGCUGUUGACAGUGAUGCGCCUGCAUCAGCGUGAACAGCUGGCCAUUAUACCCAUCUUUGUCGGUGCCAAAUUGAGGCUGCCUCAUCCCUCCAAAGCCGACAAGCACUUUGAGGUCUAUGACAGUUAUGACCCUGUGCCCCUCAAGCGGGUGCCGCAAAAACGACUCUCCUCUCCUCUGGGCGUACGUGGCGUGGCAUCUGUGUGUGUGACCUGCUUUGUAAGCUGGCAAUCCAUGCUGUUGCACGGAGGCUUGGUCCUUUCUGAAGCUCACACCAGCGUGAGCCAGGUUUUCCAGUGUUUCGGCGACGUCUGGCAGUUCAAUGCCUCCUCGACGGAGCUGCUACUGGUUUACGGCGGUUUCAUGGGCCCAACUGGCGAUGACAGCGACGGCAAUCAUACCAUGUGGGCCUUCAACGCCGCAGCAGUCACAAAGUAUUUCGACACGAUGGUGAUGGUGGGCGGCCUUGUACGAAAGCCCCUUGAGGACAACAACCUCGGCAUCAGCAACCAAGCUCUAGUUCUAAACCUGACCACGUUCGUUUGUACCAGGAGAGGCAUUGUCAACAGUAUAGCCUUUACCCUCAACAAUGACCCCUACGUGUUUGGUGGCGAGCGUACCAUGACCGGUGCAUCCCUUGCCGAGAUUUAUGCUUGUGAACUUUACCCAGCUUCAGAGGUCACCCUCUACGUGCGGCGCUAUGCAGGAUCCGUUUGGGAGGACAGCGUUGGCCCCAGUGCACGUGCUCACACCAACGCAGUGGCCAUUGACGAUGACCUAAUGCUUUUGCACGGAGGCGUGUAUUCCUUGCGCAACGGAAGCUGGGUUUAUCUUUCUGAUACCUGGCUUUUCAAUCACACCGCUAUGCAGUGGAUCAACAUUUCGCAGGCGGCUGGUGCACCUGCAGUGGCAUCAAGUGUCUGCGACUACGUAGAGAGCGUUGGGUUUGUGGUCGCACAAGGCAAAGCCCUGGCUGGGCCAACCGAAGCCAUUUACUUGCUGCGUUUCACCAAGACGCAGAACCCCUCAGCACCUUUGGCUGACCUGCAUUGGGUUCGGGUUCCUGCCGCGAGCGGAGGAGCCGCCGCACGCUGGGGGCAUUUUGGCGGCAUUCUCAUGGACCCUUAUCAAAAUCUGGCCCCCGUGCUGCUCCUGGCCGGGGGGCGCAACGAUUCGGCCGUGUGUGAAGAUGCCUGGCUCUUGAAUCUCAUACAUUAUAACUGGACCAGGAUCGAGAACACCACAGACGCCCUCUUGCGGCGCGUUCCGCCCGCCACAAUGCACGAUGCAUGUGCAAGCAACUACAAUAACCUGGCACGGCGCGUUUUCUCGGCCCAUACAGUGCUGCCAUAUCGACUGCAAGUUGUCGCCGGGUUUGGGGCGCUCAUGAGUGGCGGAGUCCAAGUGCCAUCGUCCUUGUCGCGAUCCGAGCUGGUCUGCUUCGACGACCGCGUUGUGACCUUUAACAUUCUUUCGCGCUCGUUUCAAUCCGUUUCCGUGGUUGCUGGAAACAUGACUGCCCGGGUGGAGUCGAGCAUGACCAUGAUGAGCGCGAGCAAUGCUACCAUCUUACUGACCGCUGGGGCAGAUGCAACGUCCUACCUCGAGGACAGCAGCAUCAUGAUGCUGGGUUGUCCCCCGGGCCAUUUUGCCGGCAGCUUUGCAUCCGAUACGUGCCAGCCCUGUGCGCGAGGCACCUAUGCCAACUUGCACGGCUCAACAGAGUGCCUGAAGUGCCCAGCAGACGUGACGACUCUGCAUGAAGGUUCUACCAGUGCCGCGGCAUGUAACACCUGCGACGACUCAGUCUGCCACCAUCACGGGCAGUGCAAUGUGAUCAACGGGAAUGCCACGUGCAACUGCCGCUUUGCUUUCCAAUUGUCGGAUCGCUGUGAGCUGCCCUCGACGGCACUGAUUAUGGUGGCGGCCAUCCUGGCUGCCCUGAUUGUGGGUGUGGCCAUCACGGCCAUGCAACGACGCGUGCGCCUCUUCCACGCCCGCUCAGAGCUGGCGUACAGUCGGAUCGAGGACUUACAAAACGAAGUUGGUGACUACAAACGAACAUGGGCCAUUGACCAUGCUCAGCUCCGAAAUUUUCGCCUUCUAGACAAGGGUACCUUUGCAGAGGUCUAUCGGGCGCAAUGGGGUGGAGAGCUGGUGGCUGUCAAGAAGAUGCACACGGCAUUGGUUGAAAUGCGCAUCUGGAACCGCAGCAUUACUUCUGACUUUGAUCGAGAAGUGCGAUUGUUGCAGCGCACGCGGCACCGAAACAUCGUCCUAUUUUAUGGUGCCGGCGAGGACCCAGACCAACGUCCAUUUCUGGUUACGGAAUUCUGCGAACGCGGAUCUUUGCGAUCCUUGUUGGUGGAUGUCAAAGAGGACCUGCCGGUGGACUUGUGUCUGUCACUGGCCACAGAUGCCGCACGGGGGCUGCGCUUUUUGCAUCGUCUCAGACCGCCCCAAAUUCAUCGUGACAUCAAGAGUCCGAAUCUACUCGUGACCUCCAACUAUGUAUGCAAGGUGGCGGACCUGGGCACGGCUCGUCUCAUCGAGGAGAUGGGUAUCGAACGUACCAAGCCCAGCGGGGAGGACGCCAAGGCCACCGAUUCCGUUCACGUUCGCCACCAAUCAAUUCAGAAUGAGGAUACCGAGGUCACCAUGACGACGCAAGUGGGUACCAUUCUUUGGAUGGCACCGGAAGUAUGGGGCGGUAGCUACAAUGCCAGCUGCGACGUCUACUCCUUUGGUUUGUCUUGCCCCAUCGGCCCAGCGCCUGGUUGCAUCUAUCGGAUGCUUGCUGAGCACGGCGUGGUGCUAUGGGAGUUGAUUACGCGGCAGCUUCCCUUUGAGUACGAGGGCUUUCUCAAUCUGCAUCCAACGAAUUUCUUUGCUGAAGUGGUGCGCCCCCAACGUCGACCCACCAUCCCGUCAGAAGUUGGCCUGCGCAGUGCCGGGUUUCCGGCCGAUUAUCACAAACUGAUGAGACGGUGCUGGGAAGAGGAUCCGCGAUUGCGCCCCAACAUGACAGCUGUAACCAACACGUUGCUGCGGUUGGUUGAAUCUGGUCAGCAGGUUGCAUCGGCAAACACCCCUUCGUCUUAUCAACGGCGCGCCAUGAGCCAGCUGCCAGCGGCGGCUCAGACAGUGGGCCAUACCUCUUCUCGGCCCAGCCAUCUCAUUUGA